AUGGCUACUAUCAACAAAUCAAUAGACCCUGUGUUGCGGGAGCCGCUUCUUGGUCCCUUGCUCCUGCGACAAGGGACUCCUUCAGGCACCUCAGGCACCACUGCAGCCACCGCAGCCCCCGCGGGUGGGUUCGGAGGAUUUGGGACAACAUCUACAACAGCAGGUUCUGCUUUCAGCUUUUCUGCUCCAACUAGCACAGGCACUACUGGACUGUUUGGUGGUACUCAGAAUAAAGAUUUUGGAUUUGGUUUUGGCACAACUGGAACUAGUACUGGUUUAGGUACUAGUUUGGGAACUGGACUUGGAUUUGGAGGAUUUAAUACACAGCAGCAGCAACAACAAACUGCAUUAGGUGGUCUCUUCAGUCAGCCUACACAAGCUCCUGCCCAGUCCAAUCAACUGAUAAAUACUGCAAGUGCUCCUUCUGCUCCAACACUGUUGGGAGAUAAGAGAGAUGCUAUUUUGGCAAAAUGGAAUCAACUGCAGGCCUUUUGGGGAACAGGAAAAGGAUAUUUCAACAAUAACAUUCCACCAGUGGAAUUCACACAAGAAAAUCCCUUUUGCCGAUUUAAGGCAGAGGAUUAUAGUUGUAUGCCCAAUAAUAAAGAUGAAGAUGGGCUAGUGGUUUUAGUUUCUAACAAAAAAGAAACAGAUAUUCGAAGCCAGCAACAGAAAUUGGUAGAAUCAUUGCAUAAAGUAUUGGGAGGAAACCAGACCCUCAGAGUAAAUGUAGAGGGUAUUAAAAUACUGCCAGAUGAUCAGACAGAAGUUGUCAUUUAUAUUAUUGAGCGUUCUCCAAAUGGUACUUCAAGAAGAGUUCCAGCUACAACACUGUAUGCCCAUUUUGAACAAACCAAUAUAAAAACACAACUGCAGCAACUUGGUGUAACCCUCUCUAUGACUAGAACAGAACUGUCUCCUGCACAGAUCAAACAACUUUUACAAAAUCCUCCUGGGUGGGAAAAAGCCAAGGUGGAUAACCCUGAUUCUGAAAAGUUAAUUCCUGUUCCAAUGGUGGGUUUCAAAGAACUUCUUCGAAGACUGAAGGUUCAAGAUCAGAUGACUAAGCAGCAUCAGACCAGAUUAGAUAUUAUAUCUGAAGAUAUUGGUGAAUUACAGAAGAAUCAAACUACAACUAUGGCCAAAAUUGCGCAAUACAAGAGGAAACUCAUGGACCUUUCCCACAGAACCUUACAGGUCCUAAUCGAACAGGAAAUUCAGAGGAAGAGUAGGUAUGCCAUCCAAGCUGAUGAAGAGCAGUUGCGAGUUCAGCUAGAUACAAUUCAGUGUGAACCAAAUGCACUUACUCAGUUUAAGGGUCAACUAAAUGAACUGAUGUCCCAAAUCAGGAUGCAGAAUCAUUCUGGAACAGUCAUAGAUACAGACUGGGAAUCGAACCUGAGACCCUUCGGUCCACAGGCCAAUACUUUAACCACUAAGCCAAACCAGCCAGGGUUCAUUCUGCCUUUUAAUGUUGCCUAG
Molecule: messenger RNA, 1482 nt
Organism: Molossus molossus (Pallas's mastiff bat)
Lineage: Eukaryota; Metazoa; Chordata; Mammalia; Chiroptera; Molossidae
Product: nucleoporin p54-like
Biological process (GO): NLS-bearing protein import into nucleus; nuclear pore organization; protein localization to nuclear inner membrane
Cellular component (GO): nuclear pore; nuclear pore central transport channel
Molecular function (GO): structural constituent of nuclear pore
Source: RefSeq, a predicted model, not a curated record